CUGUGGGAAAAGUACUUGGUGUGAACGCCCCUAAUGAGUCUCUUUCACAAAUCUUCACCUGCUUCACAAAAGCAGAACUGUGAGGAGGAUGUUUCUCAACUCUUACUUCCUGACUUUACUUUCAGUUCCUUUCCAUCCGCACCAUGCGAUCACUCUUCAUUGUAAUUACUGGAAUUAAUGUUGUCUAAAUCAGGUACGAACAUGCAUUGUUUUGCGAAUAUUUUAGUUUUGUGUGAAUUUAGUUUUGAUACGUAAACUGAGCUUCAUCAUUCUGUUGUUUUUAGAAACAUCAAUCGAGGUAUGAAAGCUUCUGUGUCCUCAAGCUAUCUUUUGGGUGAAUCACCUUCCUGAUUGACUUGUUCUUCUGUUAUUUCCAAUGUGUAUGUUUCUUUAUAUCUUGAAUGUUUAAAACUCUGACAAACUCUGUAAGUAAUCUUGUUUAAUUAAUGUUUUUUAUACAAAUAGGCUAAUUAUGAUGGAAGCAGCAGAGAGCUUCUUGAAUACGGAUUGUUAUGCAUUUUUUUUUGUAUAGAUAAUGGAGCCAAUUAAUUCACUUGAGACUGCCGACAUUCAGCCACUCUCUCCCUCUGUUCCUGUUCCUCCCACCCUGAGAGAUGGAGAGAGUUACCAUGUCUUCAUUAGCUACAGCAGCACUGACUACCAGUGGACCCACUGCCUCAUCGACCAGCUGGAGGCCUGCGGCCUGCAGGUCUGCUACCAUGAGCGAGACUUCACUCCCGGCCGCACCGUGUUGGAAAACAUGUCCGACUGCAUCCAGGAGAGCCAGAAGGUCCUGCUGGUUCUCAGCCCAGAGUUUGUGAGGAGCCGCUGGUGUCUCCUGGAGGCCAACAUGUCUUUGUUCAGAGACUGCCUGGAGAGGAAGCCCAUCGUCCCAGUGCUGCUGGAGCCAGGAGUCUCCGUUCCUCUCCACCUCUGCCACCUCACCUACCUCGAGGCCAACGACCCCGACUUCAAGAAUAAGCUGCUCAAGGUGCUCUGCACACCCAACCAGCAGCUUCAAGGGUCCACUGUGCUGCCCUUUCAUCCUCCCUCCAUCUACAACGGGAAGGCCUUGCAGCCGUUGGAUGCUGUAAAUGAAGACAGUCUCAGUAAAUGGGAUUGUGGUCAGUUCAGUGACAUGGAGGUACCAGACCAGCUGCGCCUGAUCAUUGAGGACCAAGAGAAGUACAGAAAGGCUGUGAGGAUGGUCAACAGUGUGUCUCAAAAUAAAGUUUGGUUCCGCCCCGUCUGGGUUAGAGUUUUAAUUUACCUUUUUGGCCUAAUAUUUAUUUUCCUGAUGGCUUCAUUCAAUACAUUUUCAACGGCUAUAUUUUUCCAAGUCGUUUCAAAGGUAUUCAGAGACUCUGUUGUAGCAUCUGUGCUUUUUCUUUUGAGCUUUUUCUUGGUUCCAUUGGGAUUGUUUAUUCAUAUCUGUCUCUGGAAGAAUGAUGAUGAAAAGUACAUAGUGAGGGAAAUGAAAAAAGCUAUUGGCCAAGCAAACAUCAUCCUCUCUGAGGAGAAAGUGUUAAUGGGCCGUCGGUCCAACUCAAAAAUCUCUCUGGUGUAUGUUUCUCUGAACGGUUGCAAACAUGAGUUUUCAGAAACGUUUUCCGAUCAGGUUUGUGCUGAAGAAAUGUUUCAAAAAGCUCUGCUGUACUUCUCAUCAGGUUACGCCUGCUGCCUUGCUCAAAGACACUUCCCCUUUCCUCAGCCCAGCUCCACCGGUCACCUGGAGGGAGGGGUGUGUUUCUGUCAGUAUGUGUCCCAGCAGCUGAGUGUGGACCAAUGGGAGUAGCAGUGUCCACAUGUGUGACCUAACUAUUUAAUAAUAACUGGAUCAUCAUGAAAUGUCUGCAUUAUUAUAAGACACUUAGUUCCACUGAAGGCACAGCGACUUUAUUCAUGUUAGCCCUCAGAUAUCAGAAUGAGUCUCUUUCACAAACCUUCACCUUCUGCUUCACAAAAGCAUGAACUGUGAGGAAGAUUUUUCUCAUCUCUUACUUCCUGACUUUAUUUUCAGUUCAUCGAUCACUCUUCAUUGUAUUUGUUGGAUUUAAUGUUGUCUAAAUCAGGUACGAACAUG
Molecule: messenger RNA, 2083 nt
Organism: Trematomus bernacchii (emerald rockcod)
Lineage: Eukaryota; Metazoa; Chordata; Actinopteri; Perciformes; Nototheniidae
Exons: 2
Coding region: 536-1795 (419 amino acids)
Biological process (GO): inflammatory response; immune response; toll-like receptor signaling pathway
Cellular component (GO): membrane
Molecular function (GO): transmembrane signaling receptor activity
Source: RefSeq, a predicted model, not a curated record